UUUCAGCCAAUGCGAUAAAUGCGACGAAUACUAACUCUUUUGCUUCUUUUCAAUGUCGUCAGGAGCUCCGAGGCAAUUACGGGCGGCGUUGUCAAUUUGAGACCAAAGCAGAUUAUUAAUUCAGUUGGAAUCGGAGAUCGCUUCGGUGGAAUUGGCACAUCGUCUGAUGAAUCGGACCACUUCAAGCUUCUUGCCGCCGAUGGAGAUUCACUUCUUGUUGGAGCGAGAAAUGCCGUCUACAACCUAUCACUUUCCACUCUAUCAGUCAAUCAUAAAAUCGAUUGGAAACCACCUGCAGAACAUAUCGAGGAGUGCAUAAUGAAAGGAAAAUCCAAAACAGAUUGCCAGAAUUAUAUUCGGGUCUUGGCACGAAAAUCGGCAGGAGUCUCACUUGUGUGCGGAACUCACGCAUUCUCACCAAAGUGCCGAGAGUAUACGGUAACUGAGUUUGGUAUCAGAAAUACUCGACAAUUCGAUGGACAAGGAAUUUCACCGUAUGAUCCGAAGCAUAACUCGAGUGCGCUCUAUGUGCCUGGAACAAAUCAGCUAUUCGUCGCGACUGUCACCGAUUUUGUCGGCAAUGAUGCUCUUAUUUAUAGAAAGACAAUCGACGAGACUCCAUCAAGUAAAUCAGCGGCAAACAUUCGAACACAAAGUUACGAUGCAAGAGUGUUAAAUGCUCCAAACUUUGUUGCAACAUUUGCCUACAAAGAACACGUAUAUUUCUGGUUUCGAGAGAUUGCCAGUGAGGCAAUUGAUAAUAAUGAGGAGCCGCAGAUUUACGCACGUGUCGCACGAGUCUGUAAAAACGACAAAGGAGGAGCGAGACCGGCAAAUGAACGAUGGACAAGUUAUUUGAAAGCACGGCUUAAUUGUUCUCUACCAUCCGGAUCGUCACCUUUCUAUUUUAAUGAGCUCAAAGCCGUAUCGGAUCCAAUUGAUGCCGGAAACAAUAACCACGUCGUCUACACUGUAUUCUCAACUCCGGACUCUGAUGUUCGAAUGAGUGCUGUUUGCAAGUUUUCGAUGAAGAAGAUUCGCGAGGAGUUUGAUAAUGGAACUUUUAAGCAUCAGAAUAAUGCCCAAUCAAUGUGGAUGGCAUUCAAUCGGAACGAAGUACCAAAACCUCGUCCUGGAUCGUGUUCUCCAGAUUCUACAAAACUUCCUGAAAAUACUGUAUCAUUCAUUCUUCAUCAUCCAUUACUUCAUCGUCCGAUUCCUUCUGUAGCUGCACCUCUUUUAGUUGAAGGUGCAGAUCGUGCAGAUCUAACUCAGAUUACUGUACUUCCACGUGUACGUGCAGUUGGUGGACAUAACUAUGAUAUUCUGUUCAUUGGAACGUCCGAUGGAAAAGUUCUGAAAGUUGUUGAAGUGGAUGGUAAUGCUACAGUAAUCCAAUCGGCUACAGUAUUCCAAAGAGGUGUUCCAAUUGUCAAUCUACUCACAACUAAGGAAAGUGUUGUAAUUGUGUCUGCUGACGAAAUUGCAUCUCUACCAGUUCAUAAUUGUGCACAACAGACGAGCUGCUCCAAAUGUGUACAACUUCAGGAUCCACACUGCGCUUGGGAUUCUAGUAUCGCCAGAUGCGUACAUGGUGGUUCAUGGACAGGCGACCAAUUCAUCCAAAAUAUGGUAUUCGGCCAAUCCGAGCAGUGUCCUGAAGGAAUCAUUGUCAGAGAAGUAUUCGAUGAUAAUGAAAGUGAAGCACAACCGGAAGCUGUCUCGAGAAGCGGAUAUCCCAAGGAACACUCUACGAUUACUGUAGUACUAGUUGCCGCUGUUGCAUCGUUAAUAUCUCUGAUCAUUGGAGCAUUUUUACAGAUCGGUAUUCGCGUCAAUCGAUGGGCUGCCACGUCGGAACCGCAUCGAUCCGCUAGCUCGACGAGUGGCUCGGAUUACGAUAGCUUCGGAAGAGCACGACUGACAAGACACGACUCACUGACGACUGCAACAAAAGUGGAUCACGGAUUUGUGCCUCAAUCCAAACAGAGCGUGGACGCCACGUCAUUGGUAAUGUCAAUAAAUGCCACGCAUCAUCCAAUGUCAAUGAGCCAACACGGGUCUGGAAUCAACACUCCGUCAAGGGACAAAAACGCUAUUGUUACCUCAAUAAAUCAGAAUACACUACCAAGAGAUUAUAAGGUUAAAAAAGUGUAUCUUUAAGCUUAAAAGCCCCUCUCUAGUUUUAUCAGUUUUAACCCCCAUAGUUUUACAAAACAUAUGUUUCCUGUACUUUUUCACAUUUCUCGGUGCCUUUCCUUCUUCCUUCUCUUCCCAUCGCGCCCAUUCUCCUCCAUAUUUGCUUUUUCUUGCCGAUACGUGUAUUUUUUUUUCUGAGCCCACACACACACACACAAUAACCUUUAUAAGGCCUUUCUUCCUCUCCUGUCGAGUCAAUUUCAAGAUCUCUAAAAAAAAUAGUUUUUAAGAAAAGCAUAUUAGGCUCGUCCCUUCCAUCAUCGAAAAAUCCCACACUUCGUACACUGGUUUUCACUGAUUUUUCACUUUGUUCUGUAUCAUUUUGCAACAAAAAAAAUUCAUAAAAAUUGAAAUUAUUUAAAU
Molecule: messenger RNA, 2562 nt
Organism: Caenorhabditis elegans
Lineage: Eukaryota; Metazoa; Nematoda; Chromadorea; Rhabditida; Rhabditidae
Source: RefSeq